CACACACCCUUUGUUCCCCCCUUUCUUUAAAAUGCUGAAUCUGUGUGUCCCUCACUCAUACUGUCUAAAGCCUGGCAUCAAGCAUGGACCCUGCUCUGCUGCUGCUCUUCCUGUGGACUCUGACUGGAACGGUGUCCCUGCAGUCUUCAGGGUCGUGUCCGGAGAGACUUCUGGCUGAGGAGCGGAGGAGGACAUGUCCCCGGUCCUGCAGAUCUGACCAGGACUGUGGCAACAAGCGCCAGUGUCUGUGUGAUGGUCAGUGUGGUCUCAGCUGUGUGGUCCCAGGUCGGACUUGUCCCUGGCCUCUUCCCCUGAGUGAGGACUCGGAAGCUCGCCUCCUCUCUCCCACUCACUCCUUCUCCGCCCUGCUGGAAGUGCGCUGCAAGCCGGGCUUCACGUUGCCUGGCGGCUUGGAUGUCGCCGUUCGCCGUUGUCAGGGCGACCGGCAGUGGAGUGGGGAUGAGCCCAUCUGCACAGAGACGCAGCCGCCUGAACACGCUGCUACCCAAACGUGUCCUCUUCCAGCCGAGGUGAGGGACACCUUCAGCAUCCAGGGCGAUGCCUCAGUGGGGACUUCAAUCCGCUACAGCUGCCUGUCUGGGGCAGGCGUCGUCGGGACGACUGAGAACUUCUGUCAGGACGAUCAGAGCUGGCAGCAUCCUCACCCCAUCUGUAGAACGGUGUUCUGCCAGCCGCCAAGGGAAGUGGAGCAGGGCUACGUGGUCGCUGUGCAGAAGACUGAGUACCAGGUGGGAUUUGACAUCCACUAUCUAUGCAGGAAGAACUACCUGCUGGACGGACCCCAGAAGAUCACCUGCCUGUCAAACGGCAGCUGGAGCGCAUCGCCACCACACUGUAGAGCUCGCUGUGUCAUCCCCGCUGAGCGAAGUCGCGUGGUGAUUGGUGGGGUGAAGCGUUGGCCCUUUGACGUGACGGAUGCCAUGGUCCCCCACGGGGAAAACGUGACAUUCUAUUGCAAACACCCCCAGAAGCAGUGCAGCUUCACCGCAACUCAGAGCUGCUUUGAUGGGAAUCUGCGGCCGCCAGCGUGCUACCUGGAACCCACGUGGCUGCAGUAUAAACUCUUCCCUCAUCGGCUGGUCUCAGAGAUUGAGGCGUGUGAUCCUGGUGAUGCGGAGUGGUACCCUGACUCCCGCUCCACAGAUGCUGCCUGAUGUGGAUCAGCAGGCCUCGUGGGUCUGAUCGCUGUGCUGCGCUUUUCUUUUGCAACCUGCAUGAAACCAUUAUAACCAGAGCUACCCUCCAUUCUAUCACUCCAGUCCAGAGUAUGUGUGAUAUUUCACUUUUCCUUGACGCAUCAAGUCUGGUGGCUUGUAAGGUUUAUAUCGUGUUAUUAUAUGUAAAUAUAAAAUGUGAGUUUGGAAAGGAAUAAACGAAUGUGAUGAGGGGA
Molecule: messenger RNA, 1411 nt
Organism: Nothobranchius furzeri (turquoise killifish)
Lineage: Eukaryota; Metazoa; Chordata; Actinopteri; Cyprinodontiformes; Nothobranchiidae
Gene: ntd5
Product: ntl-dependent gene 5
Cellular component (GO): extracellular region
Molecular function (GO): peptidase inhibitor activity
Source: RefSeq, a predicted model, not a curated record